Messenger RNA from Pteropus alecto (black flying fox), 1089 nucleotides. It is a transcript of the gene GJA4, whose product is annotated as gap junction protein alpha 4. The coding region runs from base 70 to 1068 and encodes 332 amino acids. The transcript has 2 exons. Gene Ontology annotation, biological process: cell communication. The record is from RefSeq and is a predicted model, not a curated record. Gene Ontology annotation, cellular component: connexin complex. NCBI's taxonomy places the organism in Eukaryota, Metazoa, Chordata, Mammalia, Chiroptera, Pteropodidae.
CCAACGCAGUCGUGCGUCCCCACCGCCACCUGGGCCGCCUGGCAGGCAGGCGACGGAGGCCCAGGAGCCAUGGGCGACUGGGGCUUCCUUGAGAAGCUGCUAGACCAGGUCCAAGAGCACUCGACUGUGGUGGGCAAGAUCUGGCUGACAGUGCUCUUCAUCUUCCGAAUCCUCAUCCUGGGCCUGGCCGGUGAGUCGGUGUGGGGUGAUGAGCAGUCGGACUUCCAGUGUAAUACAGCCCAGCCAGGCUGUACCAAUGUCUGCUACGACCAGGCCUUCCCCAUCUCCCACGUCCGCUACUGGGUGCUGCAGUUCCUCUUCGUCAGCACUCCCACCCUGAUCUACCUGGGCCACGUCAUUUACCUGUCUCGGCGUGAGGAGCGGCUGCGGCAGAAGGAGGGGGAGCUUCGGGCACUGCCGCACAAGGACCCACAAGUGGACCGGGCGUUGGCAGCCAUAGAGCGUCAGAUGGCCAAGAUCUCAGUGGCAGAAGAUGGUCGCAUGCGAAUCCGUGGGGCACUGAUGGGCACCUAUGUGGCCAGCGUGAUUUGCAAGAGCAUGCUAGAGGCAGGCUUCCUGUAUGGCCAGUGGCGUCUCUAUGGCUGGACCAUGAAGCCUGUGUUUGUGUGCCAUCGACUACCCUGCCCCCACCUCGUGGACUGCUACGUCUCACGCCCCACGGAGAAGACUAUCUUUAUCAUCUUCAUGCAGGUGGUCGGACUCAUUUCCCUGCUCCUCAACCUGCUGGAGCUGGUGCACCUGCUGUCCCGCUACCUCAUCCGGGGGCUAAGAGCCCGGCAGGGCCAGGAUGCGCCCCCAGCCCAGGACACCACCUCAGAACCCUAUGCUGACCAGGUCUUCUACCUCCCCAUAGGCAAAGAGCCCUCCUCCGAGCCAUGCCCCACCUACAGUGGGCUCUCAUCCAGUGAGCAAAACUGGGCCAACCUCACUACGGAGGAGAGGCUGGCUUCUUCCAGGCCCCCUCUCUUCCCGGGCCUGUCCCCCCAGAGUAGCCGGAAGUCCCCCAGUAGCUCCACCUGCUCUGCUCCCAAGAAGCAGUAUUUGUAGGGGCCUGGGGCUUAUGUCACC